AUGCGUAGGACGGCCAGGGCGGGCGAGAGAGAGACAACAAGAACCGCUCGCUUCCCUCCAGCCCCCCCGCCAAACGCCACUGGAAGCGGAAAUGCCCUGGAGAGGCUGAGAAGAAAUGGGACCUGGUCCAGCAUGGCCUGUCUGUACAGUAAUGGACUGUACUAUGAGGCGCGAGAGCUUACGCAUCCUGGGCUUGUGCUGGGGUACUGUACGAGUAUGACGGGAGGUAGCACAAGACCAGGCAGACGCGACCUGCGACUCGGAUCCUGGCACUGCGACAGUCCUUGCAGCUUUGGCGGAAGCAACACCACAUCGUACUAUCAUAUAUCACAUCGCAUGGACGAGGCAACGGAGCAGAAGCGGCUGCGCUCGCAAGAGCCUCCGCCGUACGAGGUCCCAGCUUACCCCAGGCGACCGCCCCAUCGCCGGCCCUUUGCGCGGAGCAUUGUGUCGAUCAGGACGGGCCUGAGCUUCGUGGUCGCAGCAUCCGUGCUCUGGCUGUGCUAUGCAGUCGAUCGCCAGUAUCGGACUCGGCGGCACGAAGAUGGCGACGCGUCGCCGCAGCUUCUACAACGCUACGAGGAAGCGCUGGUGCAGUGUCGCGAGCUGGAGAGGAUCCCUGGCCGGCCACAGCCUGGGCUUCGACGGAGCAACCCCCGAUGGACGCCGACCAACGGCCAGGCUGCGACAAUUGUGUUGAAGAAUGCAACCCUGUUCGACGGCGAGGCUUUCCUCCCCUACGCCGUGGACAUUGUCUUUUCCAAGGGUCUCGUCGAAGCCUUUCACAAGACGGCAGACAACACGGCCAUUGAGGGCGAUGGCGUCGUGGAGUUGGACGUCCAGGGCCGAUAUGUCACGCCCGGUCUCGUGGACAUGCAUUCUCAUCACUUCCUUACGCCGUGGCCGGGUACUGAAGUGGGCGACGACACCAAUGAGAUGAACCCGGACACAAAAGCCUUUACCCCAAUGGUGCAUGUGCUUGAUGCUCUGAAGCCGUACGAUGAAGCCGCCACCUUGAUUCUGUCGGGCGGCGUUACGUCUUCGCUCAUCAUUCCAGGCUCGGCCAACCUCAUUGCCGGCGAGGGCGUUCCCGUCAAGAACGCGCUCUAUUCCGGAGAGCACUCCGAGCCUGUCGUUGAGGAUCUACUUCUCGAGAGAGGCGUGCCGACAGGCGAUCGGCGGCGGUACAUGAAGUUUGCGUUUGGCGAAAACCCCAAGAGCGUAUGGGGUUAUACUCGUCUAGGCAACGGCUGGCACCUGCGAGAACAUCUCCAGAGAGCCAAGGAGCUCAAGGAAAAGCAGGACGAUUACUGUGCGGCCAUCCUCAAGGCCCAGUCCUGGCACGACAACCACAAGGCCGGCCUCAUUCGUCAGUCUGGAAAGUUUCCGUUCCAGCUGGAACUGGAGUCGACAGUUGCCAUUCUUCGCGGCCAGGUCAUUGUGCAGAACCACAACUAUGAGCCCGAGGACUUGGAGACUAUGCUUCGGAUAAGCCACGAGUUUGGCUACAGGGUUGCCGGAUUCCACCAUGCCACCGAAGCCUGGCAAGUGCCAAACCUGCUCAAGGAGGAGGGAGACAACGUCACCGUUGCCAUUUUUGCAGAGUUCAGUCUGUACAAACAGGAGGCAUACUCCCCGAACCUGUACGCGGGCCACAUACUCGAUAAGAAUGGCAUUCCCGUGGCCUACAAGUCCGACCACGUCAUUGGCAUGACGAGUGCCAAGUAUCUGGCGUCUCAGGCCGCGAUAGGGUACUCCUUUAAGCUUCCAGAAGAGAAGGCCCUUCAGGCAGUCACUUCCAUCCCUGCAAAGGCAAUCGACCUGGAUUUCCGGAUCGGAUACUGCAGGCCUGGAUUUGACGCAGACAUUGUGGUAUGGGACUCCCACCCUCUGUCGAAUGGCGCAACGCCCCUACAGGUCUUCAUCGACGGCCAAGCCCAGCUGGAUGAGUCACGAGUCAAGCAGAGCAUGGGCACGACGUUCACGGCAGCUCACACUGGAAACGAACCGCCCGUGAUCAAGCCACAGAUUCGGUACGAGGUUGAAGACGAGCAGAAAACAACGAUAUGCUCUCAGGCGUACGAGCCAGGUCAGAGCUUCAUCGUAGACGGCAUCCAGAAAGCUUUCGUGGACAACUAUCCAGAGCUAGCAGCCUCGUUGGCGCAGGUUGACGAUGAGCCUCUCAAGCUAAUCGUCGAGGAUGGCGAGAUUUCAUGCCUCGGCUCAGCUGCCAUGUGCGCAGGAGCCGUAAGCAACUUCGAGGUCAAGGGAAAGAAGGCUCUUCGCCUGUCCCUGCGAAAUGGUCAUGUCCUACCAGGUUUGACUGCGGUCACUCGUGCGUUGGGUUUGACCGAAAUCGCCACGCUGGACGGCACCGGCGACGGCCAAGCAUCGAACCAGAAAAUCGGAGACCCUGAGAGCUUGGUCCACGCAAAGUACGGACUGUGGCUCGACGGGAAGGAGUUUGCGAGAGCCCGUCUGGGAGGCGUCACCAGGGCAAUCUCUGCUCCGUUGGGAGACGCGUCGGGCUUCGUCCAGGGCGUCAGCGUAGAGUUUCUCACCAGCGGCAAGAAGAGCCUUACGAAGGGGGGUAUCGUUCAGGGCGAUGUCGCUCUGCAUCUGAAUCUUGGCGAUGCGACAAAGUCUUCGGAAGGCUCGGUCAGCAACGGCAUUCGCAACCUACGCAAGAUGCUGGAGGAUGGGAAGGGCAAGCAUAAUGAGACGGUGUACGGGCGAGUUGCGGCUGGCAGCCUGCCUCUUGUCGUGCAGUGCAACAACAAGUACGACAUGGGUCAACUGUUGCUUGUCAAGGAGGACUUUCCGGAGACCAAUAUUGUGAUACUUGGCGGCAAGGAAGCCCCAUAUGUUGCCAAAGAGCUGGCUGCUGCCAACAUCUCUGUGAUUCUAACAGAGAAUCGGCCCGCUCCUGAUGCCUUUCGUGACAAGGACGCAGUAGUCGGGCCUCCCCUUACAAGAAGCAUAGCCAGCUAUCUCAAGGAGGCUGGUGUCACAUUUGCUUUGGCCAUCUAUGAACCCUCAAUGCCGGUCGACUAUCGCAUUCACGACCUAGGUCCCGAGGCCGGAUGGGCCGCCAAGUAUGCGCAUCUCAGCCAGGAAGAGACUGUCCGUCUUGUGACGUCCAAUGUCGAGUCGAUCUUGGGUCUGGAGAAGAGCAAGGACUUGGUUGUGUUUGAAGGCACCCCGUUGAGCUAUGGAGCUUCCGUGGUGCUUUCGUUUCAUGCCGAUGCGGCGACUGGCAAGCUGGAGGUGUCUACUUGCUUCCCCAGGGAGGAUGAAGUUGGGAGCAUUCUGUAG
Molecule: messenger RNA, 3315 nt
Organism: Trichoderma reesei QM6a
Lineage: Eukaryota; Fungi; Ascomycota; Sordariomycetes; Hypocreales; Hypocreaceae
Product: carbohydrate esterase family 9
Exons: 5
Coding region: 133-3315 (1060 amino acids)
Biological process (GO): purine nucleobase catabolic process
Cellular component (GO): cytoplasm
Molecular function (GO): allantoinase activity
Source: RefSeq, a predicted model, not a curated record